Erinaceus europaeus (western European hedgehog) is the source of this 4313-nucleotide messenger RNA. RefSeq names its product glucosamine (N-acetyl)-6-sulfatase (gene GNS). The transcript is spliced from 14 exons. The coding region runs from base 155 to 1819 and encodes 554 amino acids. The record is from RefSeq and is a predicted model, not a curated record. Gene Ontology annotation, biological process: glycosaminoglycan metabolic process. Lineage: Eukaryota; Metazoa; Chordata; Mammalia; Eulipotyphla; Erinaceidae. Gene Ontology annotation, molecular function: N-acetylglucosamine-6-sulfatase activity; glycosaminoglycan binding.
GAUUCACGUGAUCGCGCUGGGGUAGAAAACGCCUGACCCUAGCCCCGGCCUUCUGGGUGCAGCCUUUCUCUGAGCAACCCGUCUGCCUCUAUCGUUGUACCCACCUGCGCGUCCUCCCACCCAGUCCCGGGGUACCCCGGGAUCCCUGUCCGCCAUGCGGCUCCCACCUCCGGUUCCAGGUGGGCCUUGGUGGAGCUACCGCAGCCUCCUGCCCUUCUACAGCCAAGCACUGUUGCUGCUGCUGCUGCUGCAGGACGGGUGUCUGGGGGUCUCCAGCGAGGCGGCUGGCACUCGGAGGCCCAAUGUGGUGCUGCUGCUUACUGACGAUCAGGACGAAGUGCUCGGCGGCAUGAUACCAUUAAAGAAAACAAAGGCUCUCAUUGCAGAGAUGGGGAUGACUUUCUCUAACGCUUAUGUGCCAAGUGCUCUUUGCUGCCCCAGCCGAGCCAGUAUCCUGACGGGGAAGUAUCCACAUAAUCAUUAUGUUGUUAACAACACUUUAGAGGGAAACUGCAGUAGUAAAUCCUGGCAGAAGAUCCAAGAACCAAAUACUUUCCCAGCAAUUCUCAGAUCAAUGUGUGGUUAUCAGACCUUUUUUGCAGGAAAAUACUUAAAUGAGUAUGGAGCCCCAGAUGCAGGUGGGCUAGAACAUGUUCCUCUAGGCUGGAGUUAUUGGUUUGCCUUGGAAAAGAAUUCUAAGUACUAUAAUUAUACUCUCUCUAUCAAUGGGAAAGCACGGAGGCAUGGUGAAAACUACAGCGUGGACUACCUGACAGAUGUUUUGGCUAAUGUGUCCUUGGAUUUCCUGGACUACAAGUCCAACUUUGAGCCAUUCUUCAUGAUGAUCUCCACACCAGCACCUCAUUCACCUUGGACAGCUGCACCUCAGUACCAGAAGACUUUCCAGAAUAUCACCGCACCAAGAAGCAAGAACUUUAACAUCCACGGAACGAACAAGCACUGGUUGAUCCGGCAAGCCAAGACCCCAAUGACGAAUUCGUCAAUACAGUUUUUGGAUGACGCAUUUAGGAAACGGUGGCAAACUCUGCUAUCAGUUGAUGACCUUGUGGAGAAACUGAUUAAGAGAUUGGAGUUGAAUGGGGAGCUCAACAACACUUACAUCUUUUAUACCUCAGACAAUGGCUACCACACAGGACAGUUUUCUUUGCCAAUAGACAAAAGACAGCUAUAUGAGUUUGAUAUCAAAGUCCCCCUAUUGGUUCGAGGACCUGGGAUUAAACCAAAUCGCACAAGUAAGAUGCUUGUUGCCAACAUUGACCUGGGUCCUACUAUUCUCGACAUUGCUGGCUAUGACCUGAAUAAGACACAGAUGGAUGGAAUGUCUUUAUUGCCCAUUUUGAGAGGGGCUAGCAAUUUGACUUGGCGAUCAGAUGUCCUGGUGGAAUAUCAAGGGGAAGGCCGCAACGUCACUGACCCAACAUGUCCUUCCUUGAGUCCUGGAGUAUCUCAAUGUUUCCCCGACUGUGUGUGUGAAGACGCUUACAACAACACUUACGCCUGUGUGAGAACUGUGUCAUCGCUGUGGAAUCUACAGUACUGCGAGUUUGAUGACCAGGAGGUGUUUGUGGAAGUCUAUAACCUGACCUCGGACCCCGACCAGAUCACCAACAUUGCCAAAAGCAUAGACCCGGAGCUUUUGGGCAAGAUGAACUACCGGCUGAUGAUGCUACAGUCCUGUUCUGGUCCCACCUGUCGCACUCCAGGGGUUUUUGACCCUGAGUACAGGUUCAACCCUCGCCUCAUGUUCAGUCACCAUGGCAGCGUCAGGACGCGAAGGUUCUCCAAGCACACUCUGUAGCCACCUCUGCAGCUGGGUCCCUGCCUACCUGCCUGGUGAAGUGAUUCUAGUAAUAUCUGUAGCUAGUCCUCAAGACCACACGUGGAGGCAUUCUGGACGGGUCUGGACAGGCUGCAAGUCUUGUUUGGAAAGCAACCCAGUCAGCUGCCUUCCUUGUGCAAUGUGUGAAACUGUGAACUCUGCCCCUGCAGCAGGAGUGCCCCCCCACCCCACCCCCGCCCUGGCUCCUUCAUUCAGAUGAUAUGGACUGUUCCUCUCUUUCCUUCUGUGGCCUCAGUUGCUGAGCAUCUCCUGGUGGUUCAGAGUCUGAAUUUGUAACUCGAUUCAGAUAGAUGGCAAUACUCUGUGGGGGGUGGGGGUGGGUAUUUCAUACAUCUUGACCUCAAAGAGUGGGCAUAGCAUUCCAGUUGAGCAUUUCACUAUAUAUAAAAAAAAAAUUAACAUCACACGGCUUGAAAAAUAACCAUCAGAGCUGAAUCAUUUGGUUAAGAGUAAAUACUAUUGUUUUUAUACUAGCAGAAUACAUUGUUUAUAAUAUCCACUACAAUGUAAUAAGGUCACAAAUGCAAAACAUAUCCACCGACCUUGGGUGGGGGUGGGGGGUGUUGGUGGAUUUGUGGGCUGUAUGAUGCUAAAAUAGAGCAAGCAGUAAGCUUUUAAUAAAAGCUAAUUCUGGGUAGUUCUGGGUGUCAUUUUACACCGGAAAUGUCUCUUCUCUUGAUAUCAUUUGCCUCUGAAGAGCAAGUUGGUAGAGGCUUUUUCUAAUGCUUGGGAGGAAGGGCUGGCUGUAGUUGGGGAGAACUAAGUGCCUGUCCCAUCAGGGAGUCGGGGUUUCAAUCCCUUGUUUAAAUUUGUUUUCUUCUUUUUCUGCAUUUUCCUGACAUUAUUACUUUGUUACCAGAUGUCACAGUUUCCUGGAGUGGAUGCCCAGCACCAACUCUUUUACCCUACCUGCCCUGUUUGGAGUUCUGUGUCAGGUGUGCCACUCACUAUUCACCUGUCCAGUCUUGUUGAGGUUUCUUCAACUGUCUAGAAAUCCUACAUUUUUAUUAUUCUGUGACUCAGAAGACCAACUUUUUCAGUGUAAAGGCUAAUUGGUGGUUUAACAGCAGAGAAGGAAGAAGAGCUCUUUGAGCCAGGCAGUAUUGAUUUUUAGCUUUAAGAUCGUAGGUUGAGCUUUAAGCAUUUUGCAAGACAAGGGUGAAGUAACAGAAUUCCAGCUAACUAUGCUGGUUAAUAGCAGGUGAAUUUAUUCUCUUACCUCAUACAACCCCAGUGGCGACUGUUCAGAAGAAGUUUUGUAAUUAAAAGGAAACUAUGAUGUUAAAAUAUGGUUAUGCAUUUACUUCUGUAUUUUGGCUCUUAAUCUCAAUAGGCCAACUUCCCCAUCCAUGAAAGUUGACUGUUAUUCCCCAAUAAAAAGACACCAACUCUUACCACGCCCUGUAAUGUGCUAUGAUUCAGUUUUACAAUGCCAGUUCCUGAAAGCAGAAAAUGUCAUAAGCAAGACACAAGUUAGGUGGGGAAGGAUAGAAUGAUUAUGCAAAAAGACCCUAGCGUUUCAGGCCUCGAAGGAGUCAGGUUCACUCCCCCACACAAGGUGUCUGCCCACAGUAUCCCUGCCCCACUCUCCCCCUCCACACUUCUACUACACACUCAGCAGGCUUCUCCCUCCAGGCACUGUGUGUGUGUGUGUGGGGGGGGUCCUGCAGCGAGGCCCUCUCUGGAGACAUCUCUUCUACAUUUCACUUUGCAGUAACUUGUAAUUUUUUUUUUUAAAACCCUUGAGCUGGCCUCAUUCUGCAUCUCUGCUAAAAAUUACCUUUUGUAAAGAGUGGUCUCCACUUAUAAUCUAGUAGACUAUACAAAAGGCAUGGGAUAUGUUUAGUUAUAGGGAUCUUAGUAUUAUUUCUGUCUUAUUUGCCAUGAUUCAGAUUUUAAUUCUUUUCAGAUCAGGCUAUUGUUGGUGUCCUUCAAGAAUAGAAAACUAUCUGGAAUGGAUAGAGAUUAUGCCUUAUAAGAUUUCCUAUUACAAACCUCUUUAAAUAGAUUCAGAGGAAUAUGCUUUGACCAUCUUUUGAUUUGACUGAUGGUGCUGUUGAGAAUACAUUUUAAUUGACAUUAGCAGAGUUUUUGUACAAAAUAGUAACGAUAGCCAUAAAAGUUAUACCUUAACCUAUGAAAAACGUUCAUCAAAGUGUUUAAAUCAAGGAUUUUUUUUUUCAACAAAUGAAGAUACAUUGUCUUGUGAUCCUUACUAAAGGGUAUAUAUCAGUUCGAUUACAGAUGGAAUAAGAUUUGGGUUUUUUUUUUUCCUUUAGAUUUGUCACUAUUUAGACCCCACUGAAUUUUGUGAGUUCCUGUUUGCAUCAUCUGUUCCUAGUUUUCUUGCCCUCGCUCUAUGUCAUAUCAGACAUGUGACUUAGAAAGUGCCCUUCAAAAGACCCUGUUCACUACUGCACUUUUCAAUGAAUUAAACUCGAUUUCUGUUCUA